ACUGUUUAUAUACUGUUCAUCAUAGGUAUGUUUAGUGGUGUUUUUGGAUGAGAGGGUGGUGCCUGUGCACCAGGCACCCUCAACGUGGCGUCACCCCUGCGGAGGUUACGGUAUUAUUGCUAAGUCAACAGACAUGAGCAGAAGCUUCUGCUGGACCAGCGACUGAAACAAUUGAACCAACACCCCACUUCCCUCAAUACGACCAUCACUCAAACACGUCUUUAUAAGCCGGACUCACCUAGUCCCAGGCGCGCAACGCAAGAAUUCAGACGCCAAUAGACAGUCAACUAUGUUCUGCGAAUGCGGCACGGGCAGCUUCAAGCACGUCGACGAGGACCCAGAGGCUCUCGGCUGCGGCGGUGGCGGAUCGCCCAAGGCGAGGAGGAAGCAUGGGGGCAAGGUCAACCCCUACGCGGAGCGCGGGCUGGACAGGUUCUCCACCGUGCUCAACGAGCUCGAGUCCCGUCGGGCCAAGAUCCUCCGCCGCGUCGGCUCCGACUCGGGCCUCGUCAUGGUCCGCUUCGUCCAGUCCAACGGUAGGUGGGCGCCCGUCGUCGUCAAGCUCCCCGAGGAGCAGCUCAAGGGCGCCGCCGCAAAGAAACCAAGGGAAGCGUCCGCGGCGCCGGUGCUACCAGCUGCCUCAGCCUCUCCGCCGUCGAAUCCAGCCAUCCGGCAAGGCGCCAAUAAUACCGCCAAGGCGCCGGCCAGGAGGGCGUCAUUCUCGUGGGGGAGGAUGCGGCGGCCAUCGCGCUACUGGCCAGCGGUCAUCAUGCUGACGCUGGUGAGCCUGGCCGUGUUCGGGAGGGUGUUCGCCAUCUGCUGCACCUCCAUUUGGUGGUACCUCGUGCCCACGCUGAGCAGCGGCUGUUCUGAUGGCUCCAGCGAGGACGCGCACCGGGCUGGCCUGAGGAGGUCCAUGGAGAAAAAGAACCUGGUCUUGCCGCCACCGCACGCCAAGAAGGGCAGCAGCUGCGGCGUGCACGAGGUGAUCAGCUCGCCAAGAAGCCAGGCCAAGGGGAAGAGAGGGUGAUUGCCUGACUGGUGCAAGCAUCGAAUGCAUUAGUCAUGUAAUUAAGAUGCAAUUAGAGCAUGGCACGCGACGUCGCUAAUGUACGUCGUGUACUAGUUCGGUAACCGGAAAAAAGGAGCAACCUUAUGCUCAAAAGUCACCAUUUUCCUUUUUCACUUUCUUCACGGGUAAAUUUGAAGUUUCUCUUUUACGGUUCAUCAGGUUGUAAAUAAUUCUGAGUUAAUUCAUGUACGUGGAUGACACAGCCCCUUUUCCAC
This is a messenger RNA of Phragmites australis (common reed), 1287 nucleotides long. RefSeq lists its product as uncharacterized. The transcript has a single exon. The coding region runs from base 290 to 1030 and encodes 246 amino acids. The record is from RefSeq and is a predicted model, not a curated record. Lineage: Eukaryota; Viridiplantae; Streptophyta; Magnoliopsida; Poales; Poaceae.